CAGACUAACACGGCUGCUACUCUGAAACCUGUCAGUUUUUAAUGUGACUGUUGUCCCUGCCAAGCCUUUCUCACUCAGGGACAAAUCCGACACUCCGUAUUCAGGCAAAAAUAACCUAUUGGCUUCCGAGGAGCUUUGCCUAAGGACUCCAUGAGUUUGCUAAAGUGGCCAAGGGAAUAAAAGCUCAUUUUUAAAAAAACAAAUUGCAACAUGGCUACAGGCAGCGGUGCUCGAUUACAGCCAGUUGUUUUCUUCCUGAUGCAGCUCUGGUCGGUGAACCGUGGAGGGGGAGAUCUAAUCUACGAAUACAAAAAGAGAAAAAUGCUCCAUAAAAAGCAUGAGCGCAGUCAGGACAAGCUAAAAUUUCAUACAGACAACGACUUGUUUACACUGCUCUAUACGCUACACGCGGAAAUACACACGAACGCUAUGGACCACGGACAGGAACCACAAGGGCCACCAGGAGACAGCAGUCAGGCUCCUUUCAGGACAGCACAGGGAAUCGGGACCAACGCCACAAUGAAGAUGGGAUCAGGUAAUAGGCAGGUAAGUCGGAAUCCUUCUUUGGUCGUCCCACAGGUACCGAUGAUGCGCACAGGCAAACGGAACUGGGCUGCCACUCGGGCGGACAGCACUUGGCGCUGGGCGCACAGUCCUUUGGUAACCUCCCAUCGCCGGGCGGAUUAUUCCAAGUCAUGUGACCAUUUCCUGCUACAAGUUCCCGCCAAACUUCAGAAAAAGCGCCAACUGGGCGAUGAAGAAAGGGAACUAACAUGGAGGGCAAACAACAACUCAGGCAAAACAAAAUGGCGAAACCAGCCAAAACAGUGAAAUUGGCCCUACUGAGAGAGAGGAAGUCCUCUGGCUGCAGUGGGUCUGCCAUCUGACUGGGAAGCAGAUCCCCUAACAGGUGUUCUUUAUUGUAACAGUAUUCAGUUUAAUUGGAAAGAAAAUAGCCUGAUGCCUGACUGAAGUGUGUCGUGCCCCCUGCAUGAGUCUAACAUUCAUUUCCAACUGGGAGAAUCAGGUACAGAGAAGGGCUACUUGGAUGAUCCAAGGAAUGGAAAACCUGUCUUAUGAAAGGAGACUCAAGGAGCUCGGCUUGUUCAGCCUAACCAAAAGAAGGUUGAGGGGAGAUAUG
This is a messenger RNA of Chelonia mydas (Green sea turtle), 1141 nucleotides long. RefSeq lists its product as uncharacterized. The record is from RefSeq and is a predicted model, not a curated record. The coding region runs from base 211 to 831 and encodes 206 amino acids. The transcript is spliced from 4 exons. NCBI's taxonomy places the organism in Eukaryota, Metazoa, Chordata, Testudines, Cheloniidae.